AUGCAAGCAAGUUCCUUUGCCAAGGAUUUGAUGGAGCCUGAACAAGCAGUGGACCUGACAUUGCCCAAGGUUGAAGCAAUGAAUAAAAGACUGGGUUCCCUGGUGGAUGAAUUUAAGGAGCUUGUUUACCCACCAGAUUACAAUCCUGAAGGGAAAGUUACCAAGAGAAAACACGAUAAUGAAGGUUCUGGAAGCAAAAGGCCCAAGGUGGAGUAUUCAGAAGAAGAGCUGAAGACCCACAUCAGCAAGGGCACACUGGGCAAGUUCACUGUGCCCAUGCUGAAAGAGGCUUGCCGGGCAUACGGGCUGAAGAGUGGGCUGAAGAAGCAGGAGCUGCUGGAAGCCCUCACCAAGCACUUCCAGGACUGACCAGAGGCCGCGCACCCAGCCGUCCUUCCACAGUGUGGCCAGGCUGCCUGGCCUUGUUCUCAGCCAGUCAAAAUGUGUUUCUCCUGAGCUAGAAAGAGUCUACCCGACAGAAGUCGAGGGACUUUAUGUUUUUGAGGGUUUCUGUUGCCAUGGUGAUGGUGUAGCCCUCCCACUUUGCUGUUCCUUACUUUACUGCCUGAAUAAAGAGUCCUAAGUUUGUACU
Molecule: messenger RNA, 592 nt
Organism: Saimiri boliviensis boliviensis (Bolivian squirrel monkey)
Lineage: Eukaryota; Metazoa; Chordata; Mammalia; Primates; Cebidae
Source: RefSeq, a predicted model, not a curated record